AUGAAUUCACCGAAUGACAAUUGCGAGUGUGAAGGUGACUUUGUAUCCUCUGCGCACGGGAUCAUUCUCGAGAAUGAAGUUGUCACUGCUGCUUUCAAACUGCAUGCGGAUCGUGUGCUCGUGCAGCCACUGGAGGGUCCUUUGAUUGUGCCCCCAUUUGCCACGGGCAGCGUUUGCAUUCGGUUCACGGUGCGUGCUGGGCAUCGUUCCACUGGUGUUGCCAAUGCUGACAUGGUGCUGUGCGUGGCUGCGGCGCUGUCGGUGGUGGUGCACUCGACGACUGCCGCGAUGCCUGCGAGGGAGCACCACGACUGCGACGACAUUGAUGGCAUCGAGCUGCAGGAUGGCGAUGGGGACGGGAGGACGCUGGAGUCGCACCGGUUGCAGCGCCACGCGAAGGAGGAGUGGAUGGCAGCGAUUGGGAGUGCCGGCUGCUGCACGGAGCUGACGCUGGCCGCACCGGCUGACCUGGGCUGCAUGAGGGUGAAGUGGGAUAUGGCGGAGCCGAUGCGUUGGUGGAGGAAUUCGAACUGUGCGCUGCUGCAGAGGAAGUGCUCCGCACUGCAAAUGAGUGAAUAUCCCCAGAUGUUCUGA
Molecule: messenger RNA, 594 nt
Organism: Trypanosoma cruzi
Lineage: Eukaryota; Euglenozoa; Kinetoplastea; Trypanosomatida; Trypanosomatidae
Product: surface protease GP63, putative
Exons: 1
Coding region: 1-594 (197 amino acids)
Biological process (GO): cell adhesion; proteolysis
Cellular component (GO): membrane
Molecular function (GO): metalloendopeptidase activity
Source: RefSeq, a predicted model, not a curated record